Stylonychia lemnae is the source of this 2484-nucleotide messenger RNA. The record is from the annotation of a GenBank genome assembly. Lineage: Eukaryota; Ciliophora; Spirotrichea; Sporadotrichida; Oxytrichidae.
AUGGUCAGAUUAAGCAAUCUCCAGGAUACAUUUGUCUCAACUAUUGAAACAACAUAAAACUUUGUCAUUUUACAAGUUGAUGUUCUUACAGGAAAUAUUCUGUCAUAGUAUACGGAAUCAUCACUCACAACACCAGAUAUAUUUAAUAUUCAGGAGUUAUCUUAUAAAGGCAAUAGAGUUUACUUACUAAUGCUAGAUGAAGUAAAUUAAAUUUAGAGUAUGAUAAGAUUCGAUCUAGUAAAUGGAAUCAUGAAAGCAUAAAGAAUUAGAGACACUAUUUAGUAAUCAAUGUUUUUAACUUUUGCUGUAUCUGGAUCCUAAAAUCUAUUUUUCUGGGCCGGUGUCUAUCAGCAUAAUAGCUAGCAUUAUCUUUCUAUAUAAUAGCUAAAAUCCACUCUAGAUACUAUUGGUUGGACAUUACUUUUUAGUCCAUAGUCUGAUAGAAAAUACUAUGUAAAAGUUUUAUACACAAAUCAAAGCUAGAAAUAAAUAUUUGGCUGUUCUGGCUUGCUGUAAAAUUACGUUGGGGCAAAUUAAAAUGAGAGAGAAUUAUUUUAUAUGACUUAUGGCUUACAUGGAGAGCAGCCUCUAACUGCAAAGCAUUAUAUCUUCUAGGCUGAUACAACUGGUGAAUGCUUGAAUAUCUAUUCUAGUGGUACAAAUCCAGCGCUAGUUCUUUUUCACAAAACAGACACUGAUACUUAAACCAUCUAAGUUGUAAGAAUCACUAUAACUGGAACUGUUACGUAUCAGAAAAUUGUAAAUUAAAUUUGGUUUGAUUCUGACUCUUGCCUGAAAAUUGAUGAAAACUUGCCUGAAAAUAUCAUUCCAAAUUUCGUUGAUAUUACAUAGACAUAUGUAGUUGAUAAUAAUUAAUACAUGUGCUUAUAAUUUUUGCAAGCAAACAAUCCUGAUAAUCUUUAAACUCCAAAAUGGUGUAUUCUAGCUAGAUCCUCCUUUAUCAGUGACAAAGAUUAUUAUAUUGGAGUUGAUUUAGAAUUAGACUAUAUUAUAGAUCCUUUUACUUCAAAGUGCCCUGGAGAUGAAUUCACUUAUUCUGCUGAAAAGUUUACAUCAUAAGAUCCAUCUAAUACAGCGCUUCCUUCAUUUGUACAAUUUAACGGAGCAAUUAGAAGAUUUUAAAUAAAGGCAGAAGAUAAUUUAUAUGCAGGAACAUACAUAUUCAAAGUAAUCGGAUAACCAGCUCUUUUGGCUGAUUCUACUUCAAGAAAGUUUUAGUUGUUUGUUCAUCCGAUUAUAACAACAACGACUCUGCCAGGCUAGACUACGACAGUCACGACUACUCCUGCACCAAAUCUUUAAAAGCCAUAAUUUGUUUCUGAUUUAGAAUAAGUUACUGCCUAUCUUGGUUAAACAAAACGAUAUAAUCUCCCAAAUAUCAUUAACCCACUUGGAAACGCAUUUUCAAUUAUAGCUACCUUUUCCUCAUCUGAUUCUGAUUUCAUAAAAUUUAUGAGCUCUUAAAAUGCAUUCAAGAUAAUUCCAACAUAGUAGUCUCAAUUGGGUAACCAUUUAAUCCAAAUCAAAAUUAGAGAUAAAGUUAUUCAGACUAUUUUCUCCAUAUACUACUUAAGUAUAACAGUAAAAGAAAAAAUUUAAUCAACCACAAAGCAGCCAACUGCAACAAUAGUUUCAACCUCAUCAAUGAAUCAAACUUAGAAUAUCACCAAUUCUAGCAGUAAUACAAAUAAAAGCACAAAUUCUAGCCAAAAUACCUCAAAUCAUACUACAUCUCAACCAUUAGAUUUAAAUGACCUUAAGUUAGAAGAUUUUUCUAUGAGUCCAUUAUCAAAUACUAAUUAUACAAGCAAGAUCCUUGAACUUUAAAAGAAAAUGAUAAAUAAAGAUACAUUUGAUGUUUAAUUCCAGCCAAUAAUCAGUAAAAUAGAUUAAACCGGCUUAGUAACAAUUUUAUUCGGGAAAACACUAGAGAUACCGGCAAGUUAUGAAUAUUUCAAUGAUAAUGUCAUCAUGAUUAAUUUGAUUAGCCAGAGUGGAAUAAUCUCAUCUUCAUAGAGAAUACUUUCAGAUAUUGCUUCUCAAACUUCGAAUAAAAAAAUGUUUACUUGGAAGGCAGUUGGAUUCACAUAAAAAGACAUGAAGAUCAAGUUAGUAUUUUAAUAUCCAGACUUAAUAUCAUAAGGAACAUCUAUUAUGGUGCAGCAGUACAGUGAAGAUACAACUUAUGCGUUUCAAAAAAUUUUAUUAGGAAACUUUGCCCUAACAAUGAUUCUUUCUGCAACGCUUCAAUAUCUAUGGGGAAUGAUAAAUGCGCUCCAAAUUAUUUUGCAUAUGCCUUUGAUGGAUGUUAAAUUUCCAUCCAAUACAAAGUUUGUAUUUGGAUAGAUUAUUUCAAUAUCUCAACUAGAUAUUCUACCAGAAGAGACUAUUUUAAAUUAUUUUUUCAGUUUCCCUUUAACUGGAGCAUAUAAUGAUAGAUUCCUAGAAAUAGAUAUCUUUUGA